GUAAAACUAUAGAAACUGAUAAAUAUUUUAUCCAGUCUUAUAGUCCAAGCUUGUGACUAAACAAGAAAUUAGUGUUGAGGCCUUGUCAGCUACGCAAACUCACCUUUAUAAUAUUCGGCUCUGUAAAUAUUUGUUAUUUCUUUCCAGUUUUUGUACAAAUAUGUAUCUUUCUCUUAACCUUUUCCCUUUUUUUUUUCAAAAGAAAAUCUUUCUCUUUCCUUUUUUUUUUUCAAAAGAAAAUCUUUCUUUCCUUUUCUUUUUUUCCAAUGAAAGUCUCCGUCUUUCCUUUUUUCAUUUUGUAUAUAGCCGCCCCUUUUUCUGUCUUUCUUGCCAAUCAAGCUUCAAGCUCCAAGCUCCGAUCAUGGCUGAUGCACUUGCCCUGGUUUCCAGACUGUUAGACCAACUGGACGGAAAGGAGGAAUUUACAGAGCUCACCGGAAUCCUCCGCCACAUUGAACCAGUGCUGGAGGAUGCAGAGAAGAGGCGAGUGAAAGAGGAGCGCGUGAGAGUGUGGUUGGAGAAGCUCAAAGACGUGAGCUGCGACAUCGAAGACGUGUUGGAUGAGUUGAGCACUGCCAUACCCAAAUUGGAAGAAGAAACUCAUGGAACAAAGAAAGCUUUCGUUUUGAUGAAGGUAUGCUUUUCUCGGCUUACCUCUUGCUUUUGCUGCAGUCAAUUAGUCAAUCGGGUCGGUCAACGACGUCGUAUUAAGUGUUUGAGGGAAAGACUGAGUGUGAUUUUCGCUGAGAGUCAUGGGUUCAGGUUUAGAAAGUACAGAGAGAUUGAUCAGCCGGAGAGAGUAGGAACAGGAAUUUCUACCUCCCAUAAAUUGAUUGAAGAACCGAGUUUAUAUGGUCGAGAUGAAGAUCAGAAGAUGUUAAUAAGAAAUUUGGUAUCUGAGAGUAGUGAAGAGGGUGUGGUUAGGGGGCCUGGUGUCAUCUCCAUUGUUGGUGUGGGUGGAAUUGGGAAAACCACUCUUGCACACUUAGUAUAUAAUGAUCAAAAGGUUAAAGCUCAUUUUGAUUUGAGAAUUUGGGUGUGUAAGUCGUUUUCGUCUCGUGAGUUGAGGAUUGCUGAAGAAAUUCUUCAAGUUAUUGCCCAAAAAACUAAGACAUCAAACUUGGUUGAAUUGGAAGCUUUACUCGAGAGUAUUCGUGCAUCUGUUUCAGGAAAGAAGUUCCUUCUUGUGUUGGAUAAUGUGUGGGAUCCCCGGGAUGCAGACUUUUCGAAGGGUUAUCUUCUUUGGAAGCUUUUGCGUUUUGGUGUGGCGGGCAGUAGAAUUUUGGUGACCGCAAGAACUGAGCGCAUGGCUAAGAGGAUUGGAGCAACUAGGAUGAUUCAUCUAAAUGCAUUGUCACAAGAAUCUUCUUGGUUGACAUUUAGGCAAAUUGCAUUUUUUGGAAGGGAUGCAAGUGAGUGCAAACAACUAGAAAAAAUUGGUAAGAAAAUUGUGAAGAUCUGCUAUGGCUUGCCUCUUGCGAUAAAGGUCAUCGGGGGUCUCCUGCACUUUAAGAGUAGUAGAGGAGAGUGGGAAUCUGUUUUGCGAGAGAUGAUCUGGGAAUUGGGACAUGCAAACAACAUAAGCACUUUUGACCUGCUUCUGUUUAGUUAUCAUGAUUUGUCUCCUGCACUAAGAUGUUGUUUCUCAUAUUGCGCAAUUUUUCCGAAAGAUCACGUGAUUGAGAGAGACAAUUUAAUUAAAAUGUGGAUGUCACAAGGUUUUCUUGGUCUCAGUGUUGACAGAAACAAAGAGAAGGAAAUGUUAGGUCAAGAAUACUUUAUGAACUUAGCAAUGCGGUCUUUCUUCCAGGAUUUCGAAAGAGAUUAUAAAGGAAAUAUUAUCAAAUGCAAGAUGCAUGACUUGGUGCAUCUCUUGGCCCAAUAUGUCACUAGAUAUGAAUGCUUUAUCACGGGUGUUGAUUGUGUUGAAGAGCCAGACGUUGAAAGUGCCCUUCAUUCUACUUUUGUCCAAGCACUGGGGGGUUACAUAGGAGAGCCAGACAUUAAAGGGGCUCGUCAUUCUACUUUUGUCCUAGCACCUGGGGAUGCAAUUCCUAUCUCAACGCACAACAGAAAAGGACUGCGCACCCUCUUCACUUUGUGUUCAAUGAAUGUUCCGAUAAAUCCCGGGACAUUCGUGCAUCUAACAUGUCUUAGAACAUUAAAUUUGAGUCGCUGCUGGUUCAAAGAACUACCACAGGAGGUUGGUAAGUUCAUACAUUUGAGAUAUCUCAAUUUAUCUAGUAAUGAUGAGUUGGAAAUAUUGCCGGAGACAUUGUGUGAUUUAUCGAACUUGCAAACCUUGUUGAUCAACAAUUGCAUGCAAAUUAGAAAACUACCAGAAGGGAUGGGGAAACUAGUGAACUUAAGACAUCUUCACCUUGAUUAUUGUUUUAAUCUAGAGAGUUUGCCGAGGGGAAUUGCGAAGCUGACUUCUCUUCAAACACUCGAUAUGCUUGUUGUACCAUGUGAUGAUGAGGAAGAAGCAUUUAAGCUGGGAGAUUUGAAAAAUUUGAACCUCGAAGGGUAUCUUCAUAUUUGUAGGUGUGGAAACCUACAAAAUGUGACUGCGGCUGAGAAAGUAGAACUCAUUACUAGAGGGAACCUUGUUGAUUUGAAUCUAGAUUUUGAUUGGAGUGAAGAGAGGAGACUUAAAGAUAAAAUUAUACUUGAAGCUUUACAACCACAUCCAAAUUUGGAAUCUUUAGAGAUUCGAAAAUAUCGAGGCACCACCAUAUCUCCAGAUUGGAUGCUGCGGUUAACAAAUUUGAGAAGGCUUAUCCUGCAUUCCUGCUCAGAUUGUGAGUCUUUACCUCCUUUGGGGAAACUCCCAUCCCUUGAAUCAUUGGAAAUAUGUCUUAUGAGUAGCAUGAAAAAGGUUGGGUGUGAGUUUUUGGGAAUAGAUUCUGGUGGGUCAGAGAACUCAUCUAUUAUUUCAUUCCCGAAAUUGAGGGAACUUCGAUUUUCAUCCUUGUUCAAGUGGAAUGCAUGGGUAGGGAGUGCAAGGUCCAUGAAAGGAGAUGCUUCUAUCAAAAUAAUGCCAAGUCUUCAUACCUUAGAGAUUGACUCUUGCUUUUGCAUUAAAGUGCUUCCAUACUUCCUCCGAAGAAUACCACUGCAGAAUUUGACGAUCAACAAGUGUAAAAUUCUCCAAAAACAUUGCCAAAAGGAGAAAGGAAAAGAGUGGUUCAAAAUUUCUCACAUCCCAAAUAUCAAAAUUAAUAUUUAAUGUGUUCAAAGACGACACCCUUCAAGUUACAAACACAUUGGUGAGAUGGAAGUGAAGACUUCGGAGACUUUCAGAUAUUGCACAAGAUAAUGAAGGGCAGGUUCCAGAAUAUGAAACUCUCAGUUUAAUUGAAGGACUCGACAAGUCUCAUCGGGCUGCUCUGGUAGCUUCUCCUUCCUUUGGACAUAAUUGGUUGCAACAAAUAUAGCUAGUUUUUUAAUUAUGACCGAAUAUUUUUCUUUCAAGCUACAUAAUUGUAGGGUUCUGUUGUUUUCAAUAUAUUUCUAUUAGUUUGAGGUUUAAACGAA
Molecule: messenger RNA, 3537 nt
Organism: Prunus persica (peach)
Lineage: Eukaryota; Viridiplantae; Streptophyta; Magnoliopsida; Rosales; Rosaceae
Product: putative disease resistance protein RGA3
Exons: 1
Coding region: 161-3229 (1022 amino acids)
Biological process (GO): defense response to other organism
Molecular function (GO): ADP binding
Source: RefSeq, a predicted model, not a curated record